AUGGUUUCUAUAAGUAUAAACAAAGUUAGACACCUAUUGCUGAAUAACAACUAUCCACGCUCAGUUGUGGAUAAGUGUCAAAAAGUUACUGUUGACAGAGUCAAGAAUAACUUGAGAAACAAUGCUGGUCUUAGAGGGUGGUCGUUCUGCAGGUUUCCAUUUAUAAAGGGUUUAUCACCGAGAAUUGGUUUUCUAUUUAGACCGACCAAUUGCAAAUUGGUAUUUUACAAUGUCUUUAAGGUUAAAGAUUUGUACAGCAGGUUAAAAGAUCCAGUUGAUAAGAUGGAUAGAUCCUUUGUGGUGUAUAAGAUACCUUGCACAUGUGGAAAGGUUUACAUUGGGCAAACGAAACAGAAAUUAAAGAAGAGAUUGUAUCAACAUUCUGUGGACUGCAGACCGGAAAGUUUGUUGAAACCGAACAGGACAGCUUUAGCAGAUCAUCACUUUGACAGGGAACAUAAUUUCCAGUUUGACGCUACAGAAAUUUUGGAUUAUGAAACCCAUUAUUUUAAACGUAACGUCAGUGAAAUGUUUUUCAUUAAAGUGUUUGAUUGCGUAAAUUACAGGUCUGACACUCUGAGUUUGAGUUCUUCUUACUGUGACAUUAUUGAGUCGGUUAAAUGUUUAUUUAGAUAG
Messenger RNA from Cotesia glomerata, 636 nucleotides. RefSeq lists its product as uncharacterized. The record is from RefSeq and is a predicted model, not a curated record. The coding region runs from base 1 to 636 and encodes 211 amino acids. Lineage: Eukaryota; Metazoa; Arthropoda; Insecta; Hymenoptera; Braconidae. The transcript has a single exon.